AUGUGGCAGAAUGCCAUACUAUGCCUUGCAGCACAUAACUCCAGUGAUGUGCUGUGGUUGUUUCCAGAGACGCUUCCUCAGAGGCACAGGUUUCCAUUCCCCCCCAAUCUUGCUACCGCAGGGCAGGGGGCGACGCCAUCCCAGCAGGGAGCGAGUGGGUUGAUUUCUCUGUCGGAUCGAUCCGCGCCCACACUUUCAGGGUCGUUUUGCAACGCAAGGAGCGGCCUGUCCCAAGCUGCUUCCCUGACCUCCGCCACCACCUCGGCUGCCGGACCUGGCUCACCCAAAGCUUACCCAGACCCAGUGAUCUCGGGCACUCUCGGUGGCUGGCGGCUCUCUCCUAAGCACCGCGAGCUGAUUUCUCUCUUCGAAUGCCCAGUCUGUUUUAAAUAUGUCCUGCCCCCGAUCCUGCAGUGCCAGGCCGGGCACUUGGUCUGUAACCCAUGCCGCCAGAAGCUGAGCCGCUGCCCGACGUGCCGGGGAUCCCUGACCCCUAGCAUCAGGAACCUGGCCAUGGAAAAAGUGGCCUCUGCUGUGCUGUUUCCCUGCAAGGAUGCCACGGCUGAACAUGAAAACCCUCUAUGCUCCUGUCCUUGCCCUGGUAGCUCUUGUGAAUGGCAGGGCUGCCUGGAAGAACUGAUGUCCCACCUCAAUCAUGCUCACAAGGACAUUGUUACCAUUUCAGGGAAAAAUAUCACCUUCUUUGCUGACAACUUUAAUGUGCCAACCCACAACAUUUGGGUGGUGAUGCAGUCCUGCUUAGGCCAUGACUUCAUGGUGGUGCUGGAGAGACGAGACAAGUUCCAGGACCAUCCACAGUUCUUUGCCACUGUGCUGUUCAUUGGAACCAAGGAGCAAGCAGAGAACUUUGCUUAUCGACUGGAACUCAAUGGCAAUGGGCAGAAGCUGAUUUGGGAAGCCACAACCCUUUCCAUCCACUAUGGGGUGGCAGCUGCUAUCUUAAACAACAAAUGUCUUAGUUUUGAUAUGUCUAGAGCACAGGUCUUUGCCCAGGACAGAAAGCUGAGAAUCAAGGUGACCAUUUUAAAAUGUUGGAAAUGAGAUUUUUAUAGCAUUAGGAAGCUGUAGUGUUG
Molecule: messenger RNA, 1094 nt
Organism: Trichosurus vulpecula (common brushtail)
Lineage: Eukaryota; Metazoa; Chordata; Mammalia; Diprotodontia; Phalangeridae
Product: E3 ubiquitin-protein ligase SIAH2-like
Exons: 2
Coding region: 1-1062 (353 amino acids)
Biological process (GO): multicellular organism development; proteasome-mediated ubiquitin-dependent protein catabolic process
Cellular component (GO): cytoplasm
Molecular function (GO): ubiquitin conjugating enzyme binding; ubiquitin protein ligase activity
Source: RefSeq, a predicted model, not a curated record